Drosophila mauritiana is the source of this 1466-nucleotide messenger RNA. RefSeq names its product mitogen-activated protein kinase p38a (gene p38a). The transcript is spliced from 2 exons. Gene Ontology annotation, biological process: protein phosphorylation; intracellular signal transduction. Gene Ontology annotation, cellular component: cytoplasm; nucleus. Lineage: Eukaryota; Metazoa; Arthropoda; Insecta; Diptera; Drosophilidae. The record is from RefSeq and is a predicted model, not a curated record. Gene Ontology annotation, molecular function: ATP binding; MAP kinase activity. The coding region runs from base 168 to 1268 and encodes 366 amino acids.
CGAUCCACUGACGAUCUGAUUCAUGGAUGCCUAACACGCAUCGGAAUGGAGUAAAGCGAAAAAAUAUAGGAAAAAUGCCAGGGACCAGUACUUAGUUGUUAAUAUUCUUGGGCGUGGAACAGAGGCACCAUUAACUAAGGUGACGACGCCCUUCCUCAAGCAAUACCAUGUCAGUGUCCAUUACAAAAAAGUUUUACAAGUUGGAUAUAAACCGAACGGAAUGGGAGAUCCCGGAUACAUAUCAGGAUCUGCAGCCCGUGGGAUCGGGAGCUUACGGACAGGUGUCGAAGGCACUUGUUCGUGGCACCAAUAUGCAUGUGGCCAUUAAAAAGCUUGCCAGGCCUUUUCAAUCCGCCGUCCAUGCAAAGAGGACGUACCGGGAGCUUCGACUUUUGAAGCAUAUGGAUCAUGAGAACGUAAUCGGCCUGCUGGACAUUUUCCAUCCACAUCCCGCUAAUGCAUCGCUAGAGAACUUCCAACAGGUGUACUUGGUUACCCACUUGAUGGACGCAGAUCUGAAUAACAUCAUACGGAUGCAGAACUUGUCCGACGACCACGUCCAGUAUUUAGUCUACCAGAUACUCCGUGGCUUAAAGUAUAUCCACAGCGCCGGAGUGAUCCACCGUGAUCUUAAGCCCUCAAACAUUGCCGUCAACGAGGAUUGCGAGCUGCGCAUUCUAGACUUCGGGCUGGCCCGUCCAACGGAGAACGAGAUGACAGGCUAUGUGGCCACGCGUUGGUACCGCGCACCUGAAAUAAUGCUCAAUUGGAUGCACUACGACCAAACGGUGGACAUCUGGUCGGUGGGCUGCAUCAUGGCCGAACUAAUUACCAGACGCACCCUCUUCCCAGGCACCGAUCAUAUUCACCAGCUAAACCUGAUUAUGGAGAUGUUGGGCACGCCACCCGCCGAAUUUUUGAAGAAGAUCUCAUCGGAAAGUGCACGUUCCUACAUCCAGUCACUUCCGCCUAUGAAGGGACGAAGUUUUAAAAAUGUUUUUAAGAACGCCAAUCCGCUGGCCAUCGAUUUGCUGGAAAAGAUGUUGGAGUUGGAUGCCGAGAAGCGGAUCACAGCCGAGGAGGCUCUUUCCCAUCCCUAUCUGGAGAAGUAUGCGGAGCCCAGCGUCGAGCAGACCUCACCACCAUACGAUCACAGCUUCGAGGAUAUGGAUUUGCCCGUAGACAAAUGGAAGGAGCUGAUCUACAAGGAGGUCACCAACUUUAAGCCCCCACCAUCGUUUGCUCAGGUUCUAAAGGAUGUAAAGUGAACACAAACCAUUAUGAAUUUAAAGUAUUACAUAGGCCAAUUUAUUUGUUAUAACCUACAAGUUCCAACCACGUCUUUUGUACUCAAAUUUAUCAAUUCUUAGUGUUAACUUUUUAUUUUGUUUUUGUUUUGCCUUUUUGUUAUGGCAUGCCAAAAAUACUAUACUUUUUAACAAUAAAUUUGUUUUAUAAAACAUCAA